AUGAGUUUCGAUAUUCCCACCGUCGCCGAAAUCCAGCUCGCUGCGGAGAGCGGGCAGCGUAUCACACAAGACGAUGUUUCAGCAAUCUCGCAAGCUGAGAGUACGCUAACUGGAAAUGGACCUGCUCGAGGUGGACCAGCUGCUACCGCCCAAAGUCUAUACAUGCGGCAAAUGAACUUUGAAAACAAGGUCAAUGAGGUUUCUCGGAAACCAUCAAGCUCAAUUUCGGUCGCAGACGCAGAUGAAAUCCAAGCAACGGAGGGACGAGCAUUUAAUCAACCGCUCAGAAUCGGCCUCAUUACUGCCCAGGUCCGGUCAAUCGCCGACAGCAAUGAGGCAUUGGGGCUUACUGCUCGCGCUGAUGUGCCCGUUUAUGUCACAAAGGAUGAUGCACGAAAUGCGCAGCAUGCCGAAGCUGCUAUCUAUGGAGGCCAAAACCCCCGGGGUGGCCAGGCGGCACAGAUGCAGAGUGUAGCAGACAAGAUUGACCACGUUCGGCGGGUUAGUUACUAG
Messenger RNA from Penicillium canescens, 513 nucleotides. RefSeq lists its product as uncharacterized. Bases 1 to 513 code for a protein of 170 amino acids. The record is from RefSeq and is a predicted model, not a curated record. The transcript is spliced from 4 exons. NCBI's taxonomy places the organism in Eukaryota, Fungi, Ascomycota, Eurotiomycetes, Eurotiales, Aspergillaceae.